UCUCCAAACAGAUCCAAAUCUCAUAUUUUCACCUCCGAAAAUCCACCAAGAUUUCGUUUCUCUUUCACUGUUGCUUAAUCGCGGAAGAUGGACUAGGUUUUUGCGAGCACGAACCGUUUGUUGGGUUUGGGAGUUCAUGGAGGGGGUCGGAGGCGAUGGUCCCUCAGGAGCAGCUGCAGCACUCGACCAACGGAGGCAUGAGUUGUCAAAACUUUUCCAAUAUUAUCUAGAUAAAUCUACUCCACAUGCUCAUUAUCGUUGGAUUGGAACUUUUGGUUUGGUGCUUCUUUAUGCUCUGCGGGUUUAUUAUGUUCAAGGAUUCUACAUUAUCACCUAUGGUUUGGGGAUCUACCUUCUCAAUUUGCUCAUCGGGUUCUUGUCGCCUCUUGUUGACCCGGAGCUGGAACCGACUGAAGGACCUUCCCUGCCCACAAAGGGUUCUGAUGAGUUCAAGCCUUUCAUUCGCCGUCUCACUGAGUUCAAAUUCUGGUAUGCCAUCACAAAGGCUUUCUGCGUAGCUUUUGUGAUUGUUAGGUCCGGAGGAUAG
This is a messenger RNA of Salvia miltiorrhiza (redroot sage), 547 nucleotides long. Its product is annotated as protein RER1A-like. Gene Ontology annotation, biological process: protein retention in ER lumen; retrograde vesicle-mediated transport, Golgi to endoplasmic reticulum. Gene Ontology annotation, cellular component: Golgi membrane. The record is from RefSeq and is a predicted model, not a curated record. The transcript has 5 exons. Bases 137 to 547 code for a protein of 136 amino acids. Lineage: Eukaryota; Viridiplantae; Streptophyta; Magnoliopsida; Lamiales; Lamiaceae.